Molecule: messenger RNA, 1442 nt
Organism: Neodiprion virginianus
Lineage: Eukaryota; Metazoa; Arthropoda; Insecta; Hymenoptera; Diprionidae
Product: lipase 1-like
Exons: 9
Coding region: 1-1242 (413 amino acids)
Biological process (GO): lipid metabolic process
Molecular function (GO): hydrolase activity, acting on ester bonds
Source: RefSeq, a predicted model, not a curated record
AUGCUGAUAAUCACGAUUCACAAGUAUUGGUGUGCGUGCCACCAUGUAGUCGUGGUUAUCCUCGCACCUUCUCUGGUCGAACCUACCAGGAUUAGGACCAAGAAAAAUGCCGACGUUGAUCUGAGAACGCCGGAAUUGUUGAAGAAAUAUGGUUAUCCGAUUGAAAUUCAUCAUACCGUUACCGAGGAUGGAUACAUCCUGGCUAUGCACAGGAUCCCUGGCGUCCUUUCGAAAGGCGAAUAUAAGGAAGCGUGGAGAGGUCCUGUUCUCCUGCAACACGGACUGGCGGGCAGUUCAGCGGACUGGGUCAUAAUGGGUCCCAAAAGGUCCUUGGCUUACUUACUCGCCGAUCGGGGAUACGACGUCUGGCUUGGAAACAGUCGUGGAAAUCUUUACUCAAGAAAUCAUACCGUCCUUUCACCAGAGAACAAGUUGUUCUGGAAUUUCAGCUGGCACGAACUUGGGGUUUUUGACCUCCCGGCAACGGUGGAUUACAUCCUCGCUCAGACGUUGCUACCGAAAAUCUUUUACAUCAGUCACUCUCAAGGAACGACACAGUUCUGGGUCAUGGCCUCGGAACGUCCUUCGUACAAUGAGAAGAUCAUAUUAAUGGCUGCAUUGGCGCCCGUAGCGUACACCAGUAAUCUACGAGGGCCGGUAACGAAACUUGCUGUACUGACACCAAUUGGAGUGUGGGUCGGGGAGAAUUUUGGAUAUCCGGAAUAUACGCCAAGAUCAACAUGGGAAAACCUCGUUUCGAACUUCAUAUGUAGGGAUUCCUCUUUCACCCAGUUUUUGUGCAGUACCGUUCUUUUCCUCAUUGCUGGCUUCAGUCCCGACGAACUAGACUCUACGAACCUACCUGUAAUUAUUGGCCAUAUACCAGCUGGCGCGUCCUGGAAGCAGUUCAUACACUUCGGGCAAGGGACUAUGGAACAGGGACGUUUCCGAAAAUUCGAUUACGACAGCGUUGAAAAGAACUUGCGUGCCUACAACGUCAGUGCACCACCAGAAUAUCCUUUGGAAAAAAUUACAGCCCCAGUUGCAUUUUUCAGCAGCAAAAAUGACUGGCUCGCUACGCCAAAGGAUGUCAGUCUUCUGGCAUCGAGGCUCCGUAGCUUGAUGCUGUCUUACAUAGUGCCCGUGGAUACUUUCAAUCAUUAUGACUUCCUGUGGGGAAUGCACGCUCCGGAAUUGGUCUACGAGCGUCUCUUCACGCUGCUGGAAGAAUUUUCUACAUGAAUACUUGAAAAUCCUCCACCUGAAAAUGUUCAAACAGUUAAUAUGUAUAAUAUUUCUGUGCAGCUACUGUCUGAUAACCAUCACACCACUUGAAUAAAUUCAGUUCCUAGUCAAUAACGAAUACGAAGAAUUUUCACAGCUAAUUUAAAGUCACGACAAUUUGGUGUUGUCAACGAUCAAUGAGCCUUACUUAUUUAGUU